GUCCUUAAAGGCACAUAUUUACUGAGCAGUAUUAGACUCGACGUAAUCACGCAAUCUCACCUAAUCACUGGGACAAAACAAUUCAGUUCUACUUGUCAUUGUUUCGUGAUUGAACCUAUCUUGAUCUGGGGAGCGGCUCGUUCAACAUGAACACUUGUUCAACUUACUUCGGUCCAGUACGUCGUUGGAGGCAGAAAAUAUCGAACGCAAAUUUAUCACGUCUACUUCAAUAUUUGCUUUUGACGGGGUUUGGGCUUUUAAUCGGACAAUCCUGUUGGCAAUAUUUAAAAAUCAAGGCAACUACAGGAACGCGGUCUUUGAACCGACCGUCGCUGAUGAACUACACUCACGAACGCUACGAACUGAUGGGAAAAUAUGACCAGGAAAGUCUUUCCCAAAUCGACCCACCAUUCAAGCGAAUUCUGUUCUGGAACGAGGCUUACGGAAGCAAAGAUUACAAUGUCGGAAUUGGUCGCCAUGCCUUGCGGAAACGGGGGUGUCCCGUGUGGCAGUGCGAAACGUCGGACAACCGCAACGAUGUCCAGGACUACGACGCCGUUGUCUUUCACCUCCGCAGUUGGAGCCGGAACGACUUGCCGCAACAUCGGUCGCCCCAUCAGCGCUACGUUGCCUGGAUUAUGGAAUCUGCAGCGUGGCGUGAAUACAUGGUGGACAAUAGUCCCAUGGUUAAUUUCUUCAACUGGACGUUUUCAUACCGUUGGGACUCUGAUAUCGUCAGUCCUUACGGUUACGUCAAACCGGUUCAUGGACGCGUACCUCUUCAUCCUAAUGAGAAACAAAUGAAAGAGUAUUUAUCCAAUUCAAAAGUCGAUUACGCGAAUGGGAAAACGAAAAUGGCAGCUUGGUUUGUCUCCAACUGCCUGUCGAAAAGUAAAAGAAACGAGAUGGUUAACGAGCUGCAAAAGCACAUGCAAAUUGACGUUUACGGGAACUGUGGAACGAUGACCUGCCCGAGGAACAUAGAAGACGAAUGCCGAGAAAUGGCAGCCAAAAAUUACAAAUUUUACAUGGCCCUGGAAAAUUCCCUGUGUCAGGACUACGUCACUGAAAAGUUUUUCGCCAUGAUGAAAUACCCGAUCAUUCCCAUCGUUUACGGCGUUCACGACCACUACGAUAGGAUUGCACCGACGCAUUCCUUCAUCAACGCGGCCAAAUUUGAAUCUAUGAAACAGCUGGCCGACUACCUCAUUCUACUCGACAAGAACGACACGCUAUACAACGAAUAUUUCUGGUGGAAACCUCAUUUUAAAGUGUGUGACUUUAACGAUGACAUAAACAAAAGCAUGUGUCAUUUGUGCGCCUCUCUCCACAACACGACGUCACCGCCUAAAAUCUACGCAAACAUGACCGACUGGUGGGAAAACCAAUCCUACUGCCAAACACCCAAAUUCUGAAACAUUGUACAGCAAAACAAACUAAAAAAACUGUUUGGGGAGAAAAACCUCCACAAACGUUUGUUAUCUCUGUUUUAUCUGUCCAUACAUGUAUGAGCCCAAGCAGUGUGGUUUAUCUCAAUCAGUUUCAAAAUAUGCCAAACCACACAAGAAUAAACAA
Molecule: messenger RNA, 1575 nt
Organism: Daphnia pulex (common water flea)
Lineage: Eukaryota; Metazoa; Arthropoda; Branchiopoda; Diplostraca; Daphniidae
Product: alpha-(1,3)-fucosyltransferase C-like
Exons: 3
Coding region: 147-1415 (422 amino acids)
Cellular component (GO): membrane
Molecular function (GO): alpha-(1->3)-fucosyltransferase activity
Source: RefSeq, a predicted model, not a curated record